AUGCGUUUAACUGAACGUGAAUUUGAAAAUUUAAAAAUUAGUCAUGCUGGUACUGUUGCACAAAAACGUCUUGCUCGUGGUGUACGUUUAAAUUAUCCGGAAGCUAUUGCACUUAUAUCAGCACAAUGUCUUGAAUUAAUUCGUGAUGGAAAUCAUAGUUUAACUGAUAUUCAACAACAAGCAAAAAAAAUUCUUGGAAAAAAUAUGGUACUUAAUGGUGUACCACAAAUGAUCAAAGAAAUAAAUAUUGAAGCAACAUUUCCUGAUGGUGUUAAAGUUGUCAUUAUUCGAAAUCCAAUUUGUACUGAUAUGGGUGAUUUAGAAUUAGCUUUAUAUGGAAGUUUUUUACCAAUUCCAUCAAUUGAUUUAUUUCAAAAAGCAAAUGAUAGUGAAUCAGGAUCUCAUCCAGGUGAAAUAUUUCUUAAAGAUGCUCAACCAAUUAUGAUUAAUGGUGAUCGUGAUAGUAUAUUCAUCACUGUAACAAAUGAGAGUACUGAAUUAAUAUCAAUUGGAAGUCAUUUUCAUUUUGUUGAAGCUAAUAGACAUUUAGCAUUUGAUCGUACACUUGCUUAUGGAAUGCGUUUAAAUAUUCCUGCUGGUGAUAUUUUAACAUUUAAUCCUGGAGAACAAAAAGAAGCUCCAAUUAUACCAAUUGGUGGACAAAGAAUAAUUCAUGGUGGUAAUGGCCUUUUUGAUGGACCAGUUAAUGAUGAAAAUUUAAAAAAAAAUCAAAAAAAUUUACGAAAAAAUAAUUUCUUACAUGUCGAUGAAAAAAAUAGUUUAGAAAAAGUAAAUCGUCGCUCAACAAAAUAUACAAUUCCACGUGAAUUAUAUCUUGUUCGUUAUGGACCAACAAUAGGCGAUCGAAUUUUACUUGGUGAUACAAACUUAGUAGUACAAAUAGAAGCUGAUCUAACAACAUAUGGUGAAGAAUGUACAUUUGGUCUUGGAAAAGUUUUAAGAGAAGGUAUGGGUCAAGCAUCAAAUACACGUAAUGAUAUUGCAUUAGAUACAGUUAUAACUAAUGUUGUUAUUAUUGAUGCUGUUAUUGGAAUAAUUAAAGCUGAUGUUGGAAUUAAAGAUGGUGUUAUUGCGGGCGUUGGAAAAGCUGGAAAUCCUCAAACAAUGUCUGGUGUUACUGCUGGUAUGGUCAUUGGUGUUGGAACUGAAGUAAUUCAAGGUGAAAGUUUAAUAUUAACAGCAGGUGCUAUUGAUGCAUGUGCUUAUUUUACAUCUCCUGAUGUUGUUACUGAAGCUUUAAUGAGUGGUGUAACAACAAUGUUUGGUGGUGGAACGGGAAUGAAUGGUAGUGUAACAAUGUCAACACCUGGUCCAAAUCAUAUUAAAUAUAUGAUACAAUCAACAGAUGAUUAUCCAAUGAAUUUUGGUUUUUAUGGAAAAGGAAAUACAUCAAAAGCAGAAGGUUUAUCAAAAGAACUCGAAGAUCAAAUUGUAGCUGGUGCAAUUGGUUUACGAUUAGAUGAACGUUGGGGUGCAACACCAUCAGCUAUUGAUACUUGUUUACGUGUUGCUGAAUAUCAUGAUAUAAGUGUUCAUGCUGAUUUAGAUAGUUUACGUGAAGCAUAUAGUGCACCAGAUUCUAUUUCAAUGUUUCGUGAUCGUGUUGUAUUAAUUCCAUGUACAGAAACAGCAGCAGCUCGAAAUAAUUUUUUUGAAUUACUUCAACAACCUAAUGUAAUUAUUACAUCUUGUAAUAAUAAAGCAGCUGUUUAUCGUCAACCUGGAGAAAAUCAAAAACAAUUUGCUAUUGAAGAUUUUCUUCAUGAUAUUGGAGCAAUUAGUAUUAUUUCAUCUUCGUCACAAGUAACACAAUCGAGAUUUUAA
Messenger RNA from Rotaria sordida, 1845 nucleotides. Lineage: Eukaryota; Metazoa; Rotifera; Eurotatoria; Philodinida; Philodinidae. The record is from the annotation of a GenBank genome assembly.